Molecule: messenger RNA, 2260 nt
Organism: Notolabrus celidotus (New Zealand spotty)
Lineage: Eukaryota; Metazoa; Chordata; Actinopteri; Labriformes; Labridae
Gene: mtrf1l
Product: mitochondrial translational release factor 1-like
Exons: 8
Coding region: 553-1866 (437 amino acids)
Biological process (GO): translational termination
Molecular function (GO): translation release factor activity
Source: RefSeq, a predicted model, not a curated record
UCUUCCUAGAAGAAGACAUAUCACCUACUGCGCAUGAGUGUCAGAUUCAACAUGUCUGCUCCCAAUAGCAAGGUGGUAAAGAAGCAAUGUUUUUAGAAGAAGUGUCAGUAACCAUUUUCAGUGCAAGAUUUUGAAAACGUCUGAGUGGAACCUGUAUCUUUACAGCUAACCCGAUGUAUCGGAAACUAGAAAGAUCCAAACGGAUUCCUUCAAGUUGAGUAUUUUCUGAAAUGCUUCUGUUAGUCUUGAAAGUUGGAUUCAAGCCCUUAGUAUCAGGGGUUUAGAUUGCACUCCUUUUAUUUCACAGUCGUGUGAAAUUUCAAAGUACAUCUUCUUAGUUCAGAUGUGGUAGGCAUCUACCACGAAACGACGUAAUCAGUUUAGAUACCUCUGUUGACAUAACACAUGCAAAGCAAUGUAUCUUUUGCUGGAAACGAGAUUACACACAAAGUGCAUUUUGAAUGACAUUUGGCCAAAUGUUUCCCCCCGACUAGAGAAGAGCCAAUAAAGCCGAGUCAUAUCGGGAUCUUUUCCAUCUGUCAAAAUCUGCUAAUGAUGGCUUACAGAAGAGCCUUCAGCAUUCUUCCAAAAGGAAAAGACUGUAUUUUGGGUCCGUGGAAACCUCAAAUACAAAGGUUACCAAGUUUAAUCGGCCAAGAACACUUCAAUAACCACUGUGGCAAAGCUACGAGAGCUCUCCACACUGGUACAACACUGAUGGUGGCCAAGCUACUGUCGGUGGAGGAGCUUUUUGCCAAGAAGUCUCUGCAGGAAUACCUGAAGAAGAUGGAGGUGGAGUACAAUGGAUGUUUGAGAGAAAUCAACAGCACUGUGACAGACCAGCAGUGUAGUCAGGAUGAUCUGAGGACCAAGAGGAACAAAGUGUCCCUGCUGACUCCUCUCAUCCAGAGUAUCAAAGUGCUGGAAACCAAACAGAAAGAGAUGGCUGAGACUGAGGUACUGCUGAAAGAUGAAGAUCCAGCCUUGAGAGAACUGGCAGAGCUGGAAAGAGAAAGCUGUUUGCAAGAUAUUGAAGAUCUUAGCCAAAAGGUCUUGGAUCUUUUGAUCCCUGAAGAGGAGGCAGAUCUGAGCGACCUUGUGUUGGAGCUUACAGCUGGUGUUGGGGGUCAAGAGGCCAUGCUAUUCACUGCAGAGGUGCUUGACAUGUACCAGGGCUACGCUCAGCACAACGGCUGGUCCUUUGACAUCCUGGAGCACAUGACCAGUGAAUUAGGUGGACUUCGGCAUGCCUCGGUCAGUAUCAGCGGCCCUCAGAGCUACAAGAGGAUGAAGUUUGAGGCGGGAGUACAUCGAGUUCAGAGGGUUCCCAGGACUGAGAAACAGGGCCGAAUGCACACCAGCACCAUGACUGUGGCUGUGCUGCCUCAACCCACCGAGAUCUCUUUCACAAUAAACCCCAAGGACCUGAGGAUAGACACAAUGAGAGCGAGUGGAGCUGGAGGUCAACAUGUCAACACCACAGACAGUGCAGUCAGGAUAGUCCACCUGCCCACAGGCGUGGUUGCAGAGUGCCAGCAGGAACGAUCCCAGCUAAAGAACAAGGAGAAAGCCAUGAAGGCUCUGAGAGCAAAACUGUACGGCAUUAAGUUAGAGGAGGUGACCAGCAAACGCUACAAUCAGCGUAAAAUACAGAUUGGCACGAAAGGGAGAUCAGAGAAGAUUCGAACGUAUAACUUUGCCCAGGAUCGUAUAACUGAUCACCGGAUCGGUAUGACAGUGCACGACAUCAAGAACUUUCUGCUGGGAGAGGAUCUGCUGGAUGAGAUGAACUGCUCACUGCAGGAGUUCUCCAACCAGGAGACGUUGAUGGAACUGUUGGAAGAAAACAACCUGGGUAGCUCAUAGGCUUGGCUCUCAGGAGCAUGGAUUCUGAUGGGAUGGGAACUUCUGACAGUAUGUGUGUUGUGGGUUAGUUACUCAUUUAAAACCAGUACUGUGUCUGUUUUCAAACCUUCAAGAGCUGAACCAAAAGAAUGGGUGGACACUAAAACAUGACACUUGCAUGUGGUUGUAAAACAUCUCAGUUCAAAACACAAAAUGCAUUCUACAAGCGGGACAAUGAUGCUUUAUUGCAUUUGGUGUUCCAGUGGGUCCUCAAGGACUAAGUGCAAGCAGGGCCCUGCACUGGCCAGUAAAAAUUUUCCACACAAAACUGGAAAAACCUUUUCUGUAUCAACUGGUUUUGGGUCUUUUGUGAUUAUUUUAAGUUAAUAUAAAAGUAAAAACUGUCAUAUUUAAA